Gekko japonicus is the source of this 1360-nucleotide messenger RNA. RefSeq names its product pirin (gene PIR). Gene Ontology annotation, molecular function: quercetin 2,3-dioxygenase activity. The coding region runs from base 226 to 1101 and encodes 291 amino acids. Lineage: Eukaryota; Metazoa; Chordata; Lepidosauria; Squamata; Gekkonidae. The record is from RefSeq and is a predicted model, not a curated record. Gene Ontology annotation, cellular component: nucleus. The transcript is spliced from 10 exons. Gene Ontology annotation, biological process: monocyte differentiation.
CGAAAUGCUCGAUCUCGCGUACCGGCCCUUGCAUUUGUUAUGGAAGCCCCGGGUUUGCCGUUUGUUGGUCCCGCCCCCACGGGGGUAGGAUAGUUUUAAUACCUUUUUUUUGCAAGCCUCCUUGUAGCUUUCCCUGCGUCAUCCUAAAUAAAUUUACUCCGAAGCUCUUGUAGUUCACGCAGAUUCGUGAGGGCUCCAGGCUUCACUUCUCUUUUCCCGGGAAGAAUGGCUGCAGUGAGGAGAGUAAUCAAAACUGUGCUCAGCAAGGAACAAUCCGAAGGGGUCGGGGCUCGAGUGCGCAGAAGCAUUGGGAGGCCGGAGUUAAAAAAUCUGGAUCCGUUCCUGCUGCUUGAUGAGUUCAAAGGAGGCAAGCCAGCUGGUUUUCCUGACCACCCUCACCGAGGUUUUGAAACUGUCAGUUAUCUACUGGAGGGUGGUUCCAUGGCCCACGAAGACUUCUGUGGCCACACGGGUAGACUGAAUCCAGGAGAUUUACAGUGGAUGACAGCUGGUCGUGGUAUUCUACAUGCAGAGAUGCCCUGCUCUGAAGAACCAGCCCAUGGCCUACAGCUUUGGGUCAACUUGAGAAGCUCUGAGAAAAUGGUGGAACCUCAGUACCAAGAGCUGAAGAAUGAAGAAAUACCUAAACCUUCACAGAAUGGUGUGACAGUGGCUGUCAUUUCAGGAGAGGCUCUGAAUGUGAAGUCUAAGGUGUAUACUCGUACACCAACGCUAUACCUGGAUUUCAAGUUAGACAAAGGAGUGAAACACACACAGGCAGUUCCUAAAGGCUGGACAGCCUUUAUCUACACCAUCUCUGGUAAUGUGUACAUUGGUCCAAGUAAUGAUCAACAAAAAGUAGAAGCCCACCACACCGCUGUGUUGGAUGAUGGUGACUGUGUGCAAGUGGAAAACAAGGAUUCCACAAUAAGCCAUUUUGUCUUAAUUGCUGGUGAGCCGAUUAAGGAAGCUGUAGUACAACAUGGUCCAUUUGUGAUGAACACACAGGAAGAAAUUCUGCAAGCCAUCGAUGACUUCAGGAAUGCUAGAAAUGGAUUUGAGAGGGCAACCACUUGGAAAUCAAAGAUUGGGAACAAAUGAAUGGCUGCGGAAGAAAUGAGAUGGGCCAGUUUCAUAUUUGCAGCUGUAUAUCUUGAGUCCUCUUUCCUUGGCUUAUGGAGCAGCCCCAUGGGCUUUACUGGAGCUAAUCAUAAGGGUUUGCUGGGUCGGGCCAGAAGUGUAAAUCAACAGUCUGUAUAGAACCAAAGUUAAUUGUUAUGACUGCCAGCAACAGACAUAUAUGUGACUUUCCUUGUAACAUGAAAAAAUUAUUUCUCCUUUCUCUGCAAUAUUUCUCUGC